AUGUUGAACGAGUUCGAGACUGAAAUUUGCUAUGGCGCGUUAUUCGACGCCUGGGCCAAGCCAUGUGGAAACUGGAAUCUCAUAAGACAUGCAGCAACUCAAGCGUCAAACCUCUUCUCAACGUUCAGCCUCACAGAGCAUACCAAGGGAAUACUCUCAAUGUCCUUUGAGCACGCCCAGGUUGCCAUAUUGGAUGUGCAAAUGACCUCUAAGUUGGUGGUGUUGCGUCAAAUCUCCGACGUGAGAUGUGAGGCUGUGGUCCCAAACCGCACUAUUCUCAAGCGAAAGGCCAAGUCCUCGUCACCUUUCCAGAUUUCCAUCAAUAUAUUCGGUCCAAGAGAGGCUGCUGAUGGGGUUUCGGGGGCUUUAGCCAAAGUUCACGCGUUUCUUCAGCACCCUCAAACUUUGAACGUCGAUGUCGAGUACCACAACCCGGACAUGUUGACCCUUCCCGGGCAGAAGACUGCGAUGAACGACCUCAUUGGCACAUCGCAAUUGCUAUUGGAAGAAAGUAAAUUGUCGCGAGAUAUUCGUGGAAUACUUGAGUCGUUGGGUCAGGUGGCGGAGGGUGAUGAACUGGGCUAUCUCGAAGGCCUGGUCUCUACACUUACGCAGCAUCAACAGCAGGGUGUUCAAUUUGUUAUCCAGCGAGAAGAUGACUUAUUCUGCCGGCAACUCUCAGCACGUAUCUCGCAGAUAACUGGUUCUGGUUCUCCUAUGCAGGCAGAUGGCAUACUCUUUGGACUUGGUGGUCUGAUCGCAGAUGUCAUGGGCAUAGGGAAAACUCUGACGAUUCUCACUUCGAUCUUGCACUCGGCAAACAAAGCCCAAGACUUCAGUUACUUUGGUCGCCCAGUAUCAGAAUCUGAAAUGAAACAUUCGCUAACCAAAGCAACCUUGGUGGUGGUUCCAUCUGUCCUCGGGGGCUUCUAUAUCGUAUGGAAUGGUACAGAGUUGUGCUUGAUGAAGCAAUGGAAAGCGGUCGCAAACCUCCGGUCAAUACGGAGAUGGUGUCUAUCAGGGACGCCGAUUCAGAACAAGAUGGAAGAUCUUGCCUCACUUGCGGGAUUUCUCCAGCUUCCUCCCCUGAGCUCAAAGGACUCCUUCGAGAAACACGUCUUGAGGCCUCUAUCAGAAUCGGGCACUAAUUCAAAGCCAUUGCGGGCAUAUAUGGAGGCUUAUUGUCUCCGGCGUUCUGAGUCCUGCCUUUCACUUCCGGCCAGUCGCGAGGAAGUCGUUCCACUGUACUUAUCUCCUCCAGAGCGGGAAGUUUACGAUGGGGUCCUAGAAAACGCUCGAAGGCAGAUUGACGAUAUGGUCAGCAGUAGCAAGCAUGCAGGUGUGCGUUGCUCCAAGUUGUUCACAGCGCUAUUGCGGAUGCGGAUGAUUUGCAACACAGGAACCUACGCAUCGACUCAAGACCCUCGCGGUACAUUAACGAGUCAAUCGCUUCUGAAGCCGAGAAGCUUGCAGUCGCUAUGCGAGCGAUGCUCAGCAACUGAUGGAGACACUCUCAUGCUGCUUUCCACCUGCGAGGUCUGCCCAGACUGCAUGAGACCCUUGCACCAGCGAUCUCCUAGCCCACUCUCUUCUCUUGCAUCUUGCCUGGAAAACGUGGCCGUCAGCGCGAACGGGAGGGAAUUAUCCACGAAGUUGGAGGCCGUGGUGGGAAGGUUGGUCAGCGCAAGCAACUCAAGAAACAAAGCAAUUGUGUUCUCCUAUUGGAAGACUACACUGCACAUUUUGGCCCGUCUACUACGAGCUUCCGGUGUCGUGUAUCUGCAAGUCGACGGAGAGACUAGCUUUGUCGACAGAUCGAAUCGUUUGCGAGCCUUCAAGGAAGAAUCCAAAGCCUAUGUCUUGCUCAUGACCGUCGAGACUGGUGCUGUAGGCUUGAACCUGACAGUAGCAAAUCAAGUACAUAUCGUCGAGCCACAAUGGAAUCCAUCAGUUGAAGAGCAGGCUGUGGCACGAGCGGUGCGGAUGGGCCAAAAGCGCGAGGUCACGAUAUAUCGAUACGUGUUGCAAAACACAGUGGAACAGGUUAGUUACCCAUAA
This is a messenger RNA of Diaporthe amygdali, 2058 nucleotides long. RefSeq lists its product as uncharacterized. The transcript has 6 exons. Lineage: Eukaryota; Fungi; Ascomycota; Sordariomycetes; Diaporthales; Diaporthaceae. Gene Ontology annotation, molecular function: ATP binding; ATP-dependent chromatin remodeler activity. The record is from RefSeq and is a predicted model, not a curated record. Bases 1 to 2058 code for a protein of 685 amino acids.